AUGACAACAACUUAUGCGGCUACAACAACAGCCGUCCCUACAACAACCACAGCUUCUCCCACAACAACCAUAGCUGGUGCUGCUACAACAACUACAGCUGUGGCUACAACAACAGCUGCUCCAACAAAAACCACUGCAGCACAAACAACGACUAAAGAUGCUCCUACAACAACCCCAGAUACACCCACAACAACAACAUCUUCUCCGACAACAACCACAGCAGAUCCAACGACCACAACAGCAUCCUCUACAACAACUACAACUGCUCCUACAACAACCACAGCUGUUUCCACAACAACCACAGCUACUGCUACGACAACAAAAGCUGCGGAUACAACAACCAAAGUCAUCCCCACAACAACCACAGCUGCUCCCACAACAACCACAGAUGCACCCACAACAACCACAUUUUCUCUAAAAACAACUACAGCAGCUCCCACAACCACAACAGCUUCCACUACAACAACCACAGCUGCUUCCACAACAACAACAGCUGCUCCCACAAUAAACACAUCUGCACCAACUACAACCACAGCAACACCAAUAACAUAUACAGCUGCGGCUUUAACAAGUACAGCUGUGGCUACAACAACCACAGCUACACCCACAACAACCACAGCUUCUUCCAUAACAACCACAGCGGCUCCCACAACAACAUCAGCCACUCCCACAACAACCACAGAUGCUCCCACAACAACACCUUCUCCCACAACAAUCACAGCUACUCCCACAUCAACAACAACAGCUGCUGCUACAACAACAAAAACUGUGGUAACAACAACCGUACCUCUGCCCACAGCAACCACAGCUGCUGCAACAACAAUCACAGAUUCACCCACAACAACCACAUCUGCUCCCAAAACUACAGCAGCUUCUACAACCACAACAACUUCCAUGACACCAACCACAGCUGGUCCAACACAACGCCAAUGA
Coregonus clupeaformis (lake whitefish) is the source of this 933-nucleotide messenger RNA. Its product is annotated as mucin-5AC-like. The record is from RefSeq and is a predicted model, not a curated record. The transcript has 2 exons. Lineage: Eukaryota; Metazoa; Chordata; Actinopteri; Salmoniformes; Salmonidae. The coding region runs from base 1 to 933 and encodes 310 amino acids.